Racocetra persica is the source of this 600-nucleotide messenger RNA. The record is from the annotation of a GenBank genome assembly. Lineage: Eukaryota; Fungi; Glomeromycota; Glomeromycetes; Diversisporales; Gigasporaceae.
UUGCCAAAUGUCUAUCUACUGAAAGUUAAGACUUUGAGAAGAAACGAUAUUAAUAUAGCAGAAUCUCAAUACCGCCAGGAGCUAGAAGAAGCUAUAACUACGUGUAAAACAAAUAAUUCAAAAAAUAAGCUAAAGCUAGUAGAGAUCUUAUCUCAGUUUAACGCGACUUCUAAGGAACAACAUCAAAAAUUUUAUAAAGAAGCUUGGACAGGAGAAAAGGAAAAACAACAAGCUAUGGAACAGGAACGUAAUAUUAAUAUAAUUCAAGAGAAUAUAGAAUUUAUAUUAAGCAGAUAUAGAGUUAGGCUAGUAAAUAGUUGCUCAGAAGCUACUAUAGUCACAUAUACCAAAAUUGUUCGUCAUUUAGAACACUUAGAUCCAGCGACGAUUAAACCAGAAGUUCCUUUAGCAUCUGGUAUUAUUGAUCUCUCCAGAAAUGACGACCCAUUUGUAAAUUUGUUAUUGUCUAGGUCUAAGGAGAUUUUGAUGCACCAUGAGUUCGGCAAUAAUGAAUUUCUGGGAGAAAUUAAAUUCAUGGUGGACGAUUUCGUAGAUAUGUAUAAAGAUCUGAGACCUGAUUUUGAUCCUGUGUUAAUGUGA